CUAACCUCACCGAACCAGCAGUGAACCUCAUGAGUGCCUACGUGCCGUGAAGAGAAGUUUUUCUUUCGACCAGAUCGAUUCGAGGAAGGAGCACUGGAGAUCUGGCUUGCAUGUGACGCUCUUUCCGAAACAACCACGAUUGUUGUUACAAGCGGCAGCACAAGCACCAAGGUCCUCUCGCCUCGUCAUGCUUCUAGUCAUCGACACCGCACUCCAAGUUUCAAAGUCGGCUCAACGCAUUACAUGCAUCAUCUUCGACUCGAACACAACAAACCCUCCUUUAUCUCUCGACGUGUCUGACUACCCUGACGUCGAGACCAUGGCAGAGCAUUCCUCGAAGCUGGUCUUACCUCUGCAUACUCCUAGAUACUUGGCUGACUGACAAUCCGUAGUGUCUUCCACUCACGGCUCUUCACCUUCCGCGCAGGCGAGAACGGCGCAUCCACCACAGUCCACUCGGGCGCUGUUACUGCAGUCUCGAUUCCUCUCAAGCUGUUAAUGGAAGAAGAAACACCUGAUGGUCUUCGCACUAGCGCCACUCUCGAUGGUGUGCGCGAAGAAGAUCUUCUGCGUUUCUGCGACUUCUGUUACACCUCCACCUACACCGAUCCUUACCCUAUGGUGGUCAAGCCAGCCACUCCUGCUAUUGAAAACGGCUCGAACGACGGUAAUGGCGCAAGCAACUCUUCCUCUUUACUCAUCACCGAGGGCACGAGCCUCCAGCCGCCUGCCUCGAAGCGCGUCCGCACCGAGUCACCGUCUCGCUCGCUCAAUGGCUUUGGCAAACCGGGCCUCAUCGGCACCUCACCAAACACCGAUGUUGCCAAUUCUCUCAACGUCAACAACAAGAUGAAGCUGCACGGUGUAUUCAACAACACUACCUACACAAACACCACUUCGCGUGUCUUCGGUGCAAACAUCAGAGCCAAGCCCAACGGCAUUUCGAACAACGACGACCACACCACCGUGUUCAUCGCCCAUGCUGCCAUGCACGCUCUUGCCAUCAACUACGAGAUAAUCAAACUCAAGGUGAUCUCAUUGCAGAAGCUGAACGAUAAGCUGAUGCGUUUCGAGUGCACAGCCGAGCGUGUUGGUGAUGUACUGGCUCUGGUACGUUGGGUAUACAAGACUGAACGCGAGAUGCGCCGUGAUAUGCCUGAGCUCAAGGACCUCGUUGUCAGAUAUGUCGCCUCUGAAGUCAGCGGCUUUGGCAAGAGCGAAGAGUUUGGCGCACUGCUGCAGGAAGGUGGACUCUUUGUCAGCGACCUUUGGGCCAUCACACAAAGUACCUUGCUUUAGGUGGGUUCAGGUCAGAAAUCAGCAAAACUUCUGUCAACAAAGGCUGGAAUGCAGGACACGAGCAUGUGUCUGCUCUUGUGUAAGAAAGAGGGUAGGAAAAGAGAAAAGUGAUCUCCUCGUCAGAUCCGAAUAAGAACUGCAUGUCGUGGAGUCGUGGACAUCUCGCUUCCGUAUGUCAACCGACAUGCGCUAGGUCCUGCCGCAGCCAAAGAGUCUAUCAGCAAUUCAAACAUAAUUCCAAAAAAUCCCUCAGCAAUCGUGUUCCUGAUGCGGUCUCAAUGUGAAAAUCGAUCUUCGACAUCGUGACCUGUAGCAAUCAUCAAGCACGACACGUGCAGAGCUGCAGAACUCACCAGCC
Messenger RNA from Aureobasidium subglaciale EXF-2481, 1657 nucleotides. RefSeq lists its product as uncharacterized. NCBI's taxonomy places the organism in Eukaryota, Fungi, Ascomycota, Dothideomycetes, Dothideales, Saccotheciaceae. The transcript has a single exon. The record is from RefSeq and is a predicted model, not a curated record. The coding region runs from base 499 to 1299 and encodes 266 amino acids.